This is a messenger RNA of Colletotrichum destructivum, 492 nucleotides long. RefSeq names its product Putative ATP synthase subunit K. The coding region runs from base 1 to 450 and encodes 149 amino acids. The transcript has 3 exons. Gene Ontology annotation, biological process: proton motive force-driven ATP synthesis. NCBI's taxonomy places the organism in Eukaryota, Fungi, Ascomycota, Sordariomycetes, Glomerellales, Glomerellaceae. The record is from RefSeq and is a predicted model, not a curated record.
AUGUCAGGCAUCCACGAUUCCAGCUUCCGAACGAAUUUCGAGCUCCGAGUAUCGACACCCUCGACGAAUCUCAUCCAACUCCAAUUGCCUCCACCCCAUCGAACCAAUUCACCUCCGAAGGCUCGCAAACCUCUUAAUCCCGCCAAAAUGGUUCAGAUGUACACUAUCGCCGGUCGCCAGGUCGGCUCCCACUACCUGGCCAUGGGCGUUCUCGCGACCAUCUUCGGCGGCGCUUACAUCGGCACCAGCGGCAGCAAGCCCAAGGCCACCGCCGCCCCUCCCAUCAACGCUUCCAGUUCCGACGAGGCCGACUUCAUCAAUUCUUGGACAGUGCGGACAAGGACGAGAAGGCGAAACACUAGACGGGCGAUUUUCGGGCGAGCCAUUGGUCCACUGCGACCUAGUGUAUUCAUAGAGGGUUUGGUUGACGGGAAUGAAGACAUUUUCUGACCAGCGAAACAAGACGACGAAAUAUACCGCCAAGGUGAAUGG